This is a messenger RNA of Paramecium tetraurelia, 360 nucleotides long. RefSeq lists its product as uncharacterized. NCBI's taxonomy places the organism in Eukaryota, Ciliophora, Oligohymenophorea, Peniculida, Parameciidae. The transcript has 2 exons. The record is from RefSeq and is a predicted model, not a curated record.
AUGACUGUGAAACAAUAUUAGGAUGGAGCUUAUUAGUAUUAUAAUUUACAGUGCAACUCUAAGUCAUUGGAUAACAAGGCCAUGGGAUGUUUAAACAACAAGGUAAAACAGUCUCAUUAGAUUAAUUUCAUAGAGCCUGAGCCAUGGUGUCAAUGUAUAUCUAAUGUAAUUGAAGCUUUGAUGUUACUCUCCUUGAUAAAAUAAUAACAUCUAUUUGUCUUAAGCGAGAAUAAUUUGUAGAAAUUUGAUGAAAUGCAUAUACAAAAAAUCAACAUUAAAUUACUUCUAAAUGCAACUAAAGUUGUAUCCUUGGAUAUUAAAUGUAUUAUGGCAGUUGUGCAUUUUUGCUUACAAUUUUGA